AUGGCAAUGAAUUUGUGGCGCAGGCUGGCGUUCUCCGGCCCUCUAUCAUGGGUGCUUAUUAUGUUAGUGAACGUAUAUGUGAAAGUGAACAAAGACAGCCCUGUUCUUGUAUGCAUGGAUGAAGAUAUGGCCAGAAAAGAAACUGUAGACCCUCAUUACGUCUGGGUGGGGCCCAAAGACAGAAUUCUUAGAGGGUACAAUAAUGUGAAUAUAACCGAAACAGGAAAGCUCAUACUGAAGUCUUUUGACAAAUCCAUGUCAGGGUCGUACAGCUGCACCUUUUCAUACGGCAUCAUCAAGAGAAACAACAACGAAGAGGAGAAAUUUAAAACCUAUACUUUUACCGUGCUGGCAUACCAGGUGCCGGAUUAUACGUACCGAAUCAGCGUGCGAUACACCGCCAUGCCUUGUGAACAUCUCGCCAACGCCAGGUUUUUUGAUUUUCUCAUCGCCACCGUGAAAGAUAUCACCGGGGACCUGGGCUGCCAGCUGAAAAACUCAUUUUAUCGUUGCCACGUAGUGAGAGACGCUGAAGACCAUUUACUAAACGAGCUGUUUAUAUCCUUCGAAGUUAAUUCUUUUGGUCACGGUUGGGAAAGACUGUGCAAUGGGACUCGACCUGACUGCCCGGAUGAGUCGAAUAGGAGGGUGCAGAAGGCCCGACACCUCAUAAUCCAAUUUUUCAAAGCGCAGCCCAUCGCACUGAAAGAGGAAUUCUUGAAUGUCCCAGAAAUCACUUAUAUUGAGCACAGCGUGGCGAUCACUCGGCUUGACAGCUGCCGACCAGGAUUUGGGAAAAAUGAGGUCACGCACAGAGACUGCUCCGGCUGCUGUGUAGUGUGUGACCCGGGGAAAUUUAAUCCGGAUAACAGUCGUCACUGUGAAGUUUGCAAGGACAUCAAAAUCCCAUACUAUGGAGCUACUGCCUGCUAGAGAGUCUAGAGAUCUUUACGUCUUGUACCAGGUGACACAGUUUGAAUAAACAGACGAUAU
Molecule: messenger RNA, 993 nt
Organism: Spea bombifrons (plains spadefoot toad)
Lineage: Eukaryota; Metazoa; Chordata; Amphibia; Anura; Pelobatidae
Gene: ZPBP2
Product: zona pellucida binding protein 2
Exons: 7
Coding region: 1-933 (310 amino acids)
Biological process (GO): acrosome assembly; binding of sperm to zona pellucida
Cellular component (GO): extracellular region; acrosomal vesicle; zona pellucida receptor complex
Source: RefSeq, a predicted model, not a curated record